Molecule: messenger RNA, 1306 nt
Organism: Salvia hispanica
Lineage: Eukaryota; Viridiplantae; Streptophyta; Magnoliopsida; Lamiales; Lamiaceae
Product: prohibitin-1, mitochondrial-like
Biological process (GO): mitochondrion organization
Cellular component (GO): membrane; mitochondrion
Source: RefSeq, a predicted model, not a curated record
UAGAAAUUAGAGAAGAAAAACCCUAACCCCUUCUCCAAGCUCCCUCCCUCUCACUCUAAAACCUUGCUCACACUUUCUUCAUUUCUCGCUUCUCUCCGCGCAUUGUAAUUUUCCAAUUCGUUUUCUUGAUCAAGCAGAUUAAAAGAUGAAUUUCAAAAAUGUCAAUGUACCCAAGAUGCCUAGUGGGAGUGGGGCUUCCAAGCUAAUUUCGUUUGGGGCUAUUGCUGGGCUUAGCAUAUACGGACUUAGUAACAGUCUCUACAAUGUCGAGGGAGGGCACCGUGCCAUUGUUUUCAACCGCAUCGUGGGGGUGAAGGAUAAGGUCUAUCCUGAAGGGACACACAUACUGGCCCCAUGGUUCGAGAGGCCAGUAAUCUAUGAUGUCAGGGCACGACCUCAUCUAGUGGAGAGCACAUCAGGCAGUCGUGAUCUUCAGAUGGUCAAGAUUGGUCUUCGAGUUCUCACCCGUCCUGUGGCUGAUCAAUUGCCAACCAUUUACCGAACCCUUGGUGAGAAUUACAAUGAGAGGGUACUGCCUUCAAUUAUUCAUGAGACUCUGAAAGCUGUGGUUGCCCAAUACAAUGCUAGCCAGCUUAUAACCCAGAGAGAGAAUGUAAGUAGGGAAAUACGGAAAAUCUUAACAGAGAGAGCUGCCAACUUCAACAUGGCACUGGACGAUGUGUCAAUCACUAGCCUAACCUUUGGAAGGGAAUUCACUGCUGCCAUUGAAGCUAAACAGGUAGCUGCACAAGAAGCCGAGAGGGCCAAAUUUGUGGUUGAAAAGGCUGAGCAAGACAAACAAAGUGCUAUAAUUAGAGCACAGGGAGAAGCUAAGAGUGCUCAAUUGAUUGGUCAAGCUAUUGCCAACAAUCCGGCUUUUAUCACGCUGAGGAGGAUUGAAGCAUCCAAGGAUAUCUCACACACUGUCGCCACUUCAACCAACAAGGUGUACCUGAACUCCGAUGAGCUGUUGCUGAACCUUCACGAUCUCAACAAAGAUCAAAGCGCUAGGAAGUAGACUGCCCUCGAGAUGAUUGAGCUUCAUGUGUGUCCCCACCAGGUCAAGUCGUAGUACAACGGGAUGUUCUUUUCUUGUACUCUGCAAAUAGCGGAUUUUGGAAAUAUGCUACAUUGGUUGAUUGCAAAUUUCUCGAGAGUCCUGUAAUGUUUCGGAUACAUAAUAAUUGCUGCAUGAAUUGAUUGAGCGUAUUCAGGGCAACGUAAAAUCGUCGACAUUUCUCCAUUUGAUGGUAUAAUUGUUGUUUUGAUGCUUAAAAUCGUGUAUAUCAUUUGUCUUUCCAGUUUU